This is a messenger RNA of Eruca vesicaria subsp. sativa (arugula), 405 nucleotides long. The record is from the annotation of a GenBank genome assembly. Lineage: Eukaryota; Viridiplantae; Streptophyta; Magnoliopsida; Brassicales; Brassicaceae.
AUGGAUCUAAAUGCUGUCCAAGCCACGGUAGUUAAUGCAUUAAAUAGCUUCAUCGGCGAAACCCUUCCAGCCGUUGAAUUCGGUUCACGAGGUAAAAUUUUGACAAAUUUUGAUAAGCUUCAAACUGCUUUGAAUGAACUUCGUAGUCUCCACACUUUGAUCACCGACCCAAGAAAUUUUGAUGGAGUUCUUAAUCAAGCAGCAACUGAAUCUUUGGAUCGUCAGAGAGUGCGUAUAAAACGACGGAUAGAUCGAUUACGUGCAAGGCUUGCAUCUCUUGAGGACCUUAUCAAGAAUAACCAUCCUUUGGAUAUGGAGAUUCUUGCGCAUCAUCUCGAAAAAAUUAAUAGUGACACAAAUCCGGCUGGUGUUAUUGGGGCUCGUGCUGUUGGGGAUAAUGUUUAA